CAACCCCGCGCCACCUCGGCCCGGGGGGCCCCCUGCCUCUCGACCCGCGACCCUUCGUCCGCAGCUCGGCGCGGCGGCCAUGGCGAGGCCUCGGCGGCGGGAGGCCGGCGUCGGGGCCCGCGGCGCGCUGGCGCUGCUGGUCCUGGCCGUGUGCUCGCCGGGCACCAGGAGCCGGGAGCUCGAGUGGUACUCGGCGGUGGUGCGCACCGAGUACGUGGACCCGCACACGAACCUGACGGUGCGGAGCGUGUCGGAGAGCGGCCGCUUCGGCGACAGCUCGCCUAAGGAGGGCGCGCAGGGCCUGGUGGGCGUCCCGCGCACGCCGGCCGGGGACCUGGAGGGGUGCGCGCCGGACACGCGCUUCGGGCCGGCCGCCGGGGACCGGGGCGCCGCGCCCUGGGUGGCCCUGGUGGCGCGCGGGGGCUGCACCUUCAAGGACAAGGUGCUGGUGGCGGCGCGGAGGAACGCCUCAGCCGUGGUGGUGUACAACAAGGAGCUCUACGGGAACCUGACGGCGCCCAUGUCCCACGCGGGAACAGGAAAUAUAGUGGUCAUUAUGAUUAGUUACCCAAAAGGAAGAGAAAUUUUGGAUCUGGUGCAAAAAGGCAUUCCAGUCAAAAUGACCAUCGGGAUUGGCAUGCGCCACGUGCAGGAGUUCAUCAACAGUCAGUCUGUGGUGUUUGUGGCCAUCGCCUUUAUCACCAUGAUGAUCAUCUCCUUGGCCUGGCUUAUAUUCUACUACAUACAGCGCUUCCUGUACACGGGCUCACAGUUUGGAAGGCAGAGUCAUAGAAAGGAGACUAAGAAAGUUAUUGGCCAGCUUCCACUUCACACUGUAAAGCAUACGGAGAAGGGAAUUGACGUUGAUCCUGAAAAUUGUGCAGUGUGUAUUGAAAAUUUUAAAGUAAAGGAUAUUAUCAGAAUAUUGCCAUGCAAGCAUAUUUUUCAUAGAAUAUGCAUUGACCCAUGGCUUUUGGAUCACCGAACGUGUCCAAUGUGUAAACUUGAUGUCAUCAAAGCCCUGGGAUAUUGGGGGGAGCCUGAGGCUGUGCAGGAGCUGCCUGCUCCCGAGGCCACCCCAGGAAGCGUUUCUCCGGUGACUCUGCAUGUGAGUCUGCAAGACGAGGAUGACAGAAGUCACCCGGGCAGCUUGCUGUCGGCAUCCACAAGCGAAGCUGUGCCGCAGGACCCCGCCGGCUUGAAGGAGGACGCAGGAGAAAGCACAGCAUUGCUCGACACUGGCAGGAGUGACCCGCAGCACGCAGGACCUGACUCCUAGCACAUGUUCGUGCUGACAGCGUCUCGGAUACAACUUUGGCUUGAACUAAAGGACAUUUUUAUUUUUUUUAAGCACAUAGUUUGUAUACUUGAAAGCAAUGUCCAUUAUUCUACCUUCAGGUUCUGAUUUAAUAUGUGAAAGGCUAAGAUAUUUUAUUCUUACAGAAGUUUUUGAUUAGUCUUCAUAUUUAUCUACUAAAAUAGCAUUUAGGAUAAUUGUGCUUUCAGGUUGUCACAAAGGUGACACCAAGUGAGGCACUCUACUGAAAGGCAGGUGUGCUUCCAAAUACCAGACUAGCUACAUGAUACGGCAGAAACAAGAUAAUCCUAUUUCUGAAGGUUUUUUAAGUCUGAACACACAGAUUUGUUUAGAUAAUUGAGAUAGAAUUGUUUAAUUCAGUAAUUGGUCAUAUGGGCUUUCCCUGGCGGAAAGACAUUUUAGGAAAUUUACAGUUAGGAGAUGAGAAAUCUGCAGCCUUCUUGCACUUCUGUAUGCACAUAGAGAUUUCAGACCUGGGACACCUUAUCCUUGUUUGGAAUUAGAGAGCAGCACUAGAGGACUUUGGGAUUUACACUUUUCCCUUUUAUUGCAUUUUUUCUUAUGACACUUUUGGGAAAAUUUGUCCAGUGUUUCCUAUAAAUAAAACUAAGAUUCCUUACUAUACAUGA
Molecule: messenger RNA, 1947 nt
Organism: Ochotona princeps (American pika)
Lineage: Eukaryota; Metazoa; Chordata; Mammalia; Lagomorpha; Ochotonidae
Gene: RNF149
Product: ring finger protein 149
Exons: 7
Coding region: 80-1279 (399 amino acids)
Source: RefSeq, a predicted model, not a curated record